Messenger RNA from Arvicola amphibius (Eurasian water vole), 2241 nucleotides. It is a transcript of the gene Prdm13, whose product is annotated as PR/SET domain 13. The record is from RefSeq and is a predicted model, not a curated record. Gene Ontology annotation, molecular function: protein binding. Gene Ontology annotation, cellular component: nucleus. NCBI's taxonomy places the organism in Eukaryota, Metazoa, Chordata, Mammalia, Rodentia, Cricetidae.
AUGCCCGCCCGCGUCACUCCUCCUGCAGAAGACGCACGUCCGGGUGCGGCUCCUUCAUCGCGAGGCUGCUCCUGGUUCUGUCACUCUCUCUUCGUGGAGGACCCCGCGAGCCCCAGCGUCUGCCAGGCGGCGGUGGCAACAAUGCAUGGAACUUCACGCACUCCAGCCACCAGCGUGAACGCUGACUCCUGCAUCCCGGCUGGCUUGCGCCUGGGGCCCGUGCCUGGCACCUUCAAGUUGGGCAAGUACCUGUCAGAUCGCAGGGAACCAGGGCCCAAGAAAAAGGUGCGCAUGGUGAGAGGGGAGCUGGUGGACGAGUCAGGGGGCUCCCCUCUGGAGUGGAUAGGGUUAAUCCGGGCAGCCAGGAACCCCCAGGAACAGACUCUGGAAGCUGUUGCUGACUUACCAGGAGGACAGAUCUUCUAUCGAGCAUUACGAGAUGUCCAGCCAGGGGAAGAGCUGACUGUGUGGUAUUCUAACUCUUUGGCUCAGUGGUUUGACAUCCCCACAACUGCAACUCCGACUCAUGAUGAGAAAGGAGAGGAGCGCUACAUCUGCUGGUACUGCUGGAGGACGUUUAGAUACCCUAACAGUCUCAAGGCACACCUGCGUUUCCACUGCGUGCUCAGCGGCGGCGGCGGCCGCGCCUUCCUGCAUCAGGAGCACGCGGCCAGACCCGGCGCUGGCCCGGCCGCAGAAGCCCUUGGCCUCCCUCCGAAACCCACCGCCCCGGACUUGACCGCGCCCCUCCAGACAGGUGCUUUGAGGCCCCAAGCACAGGCCCCUCAACUCGCCCAGGCUUGCGGAGCGCGGGAGAGCAUCAAGCGCGAGGUUUCCCUGGCGCCCCCGGCCACUUCACCGUCCCCGGGCAAGUGGGGAACUCCCAGGAAGAGCAAGGAGCAGCCAGAUCGCACCCUGGAUGCGAGCGGGGUGGCCCGCGCACACAGUCACUUCCUGGGCAUCGUGGGCGGCUCCGCAGCCGGCGGCAGCGGCUUGGCAUUUUACCCCGGCGUGCGUUCGGCUUUCAAACCCACUGGCCUGGCCCGGGCAGCCGCGCAGGGCGACCCCUACCGGGAAGAAGGCGGCGGUAAGGGGCCCGGCCUGGCAUUGGGCCGGCUGCUGGGUGGGGGUCGGGCCGGCGGGCGCCCCAGCAGUGGGGAGAGCCCUUCUGGCCACCACCACCAUCACCACCACGCUCACCACCACCACCACCACCACCCGAAGUGUCUGCUCGCGGGGGACCCGCCGCCACCCGGCCUGGCGUGUCCGGGGGCACUGCGAGCUUUCCCCCUGCUGGCGGGUCACACAGAGGAGGUGUCCGCCUUUAAGCACGUGGAGCGCGCCCCGCCCGCAGCUGCUGCGCUGCCCACCCCGCGCUACGCUGCUCUCCCUGCACCCGGGCUCCCCCUGGAGCGUUGCGUGCUGCCGCCCCUCGACGCCGCGGGUGGGCUCAAAGCCUACUCCAGCGGCGAGUGCAGCCCCCUGCCCGCCGUCAUGCCGGCCUUCACGGUGUACAGCGGAGACCUGCUAUACGGCCCCCCUGCCGCCUAUUACCCGCUCAAGCUGCACUUGGGCGGGCUUCUCAAAUACCCCGAGUCCAUCUCCUAUUUGAGCGGGCCCGCGGCGGCGGCGGCGGCGGCGGCGGCGAUGAGCCCGGCGGAGCUGGGCUCCCUGGCCAGUAUUGACCGCGAGAUCGCCAUGCACACGCAGCAGCUUUCCGAGAUGGCGGCCGGGAAGGGUCGCGCCCGCCUGGACUCGGGGACUCUGCCUCCGGCCGUAGUGGCAGCGACAGGCAGCGGCGGCGGGGGCGCAGCAGGCAAGCCCAAGACGGGCCACUUGUGCCUCUACUGCGGCAAGCUGUACUCGCGCAAGUAUGGGCUCAAGAUCCACAUGCGGACGCACACGGGCUACAAGCCGCUCAAGUGCAAAGUGUGCUUGCGGCCCUUCGGCGACCCUAGCAAUCUCAACAAGCACAUCCGACUGCACGCGGAGGGCAAUACACCCUAUCGCUGCGAGUUCUGCGGCAAGGUGUUGGUGCGCCGCCGGGAUCUGGAGCGUCACGUCAAAUCCCGCCACCCGGGCCAGAGCCUGAUGGCCAAGGCGGGCGACGGCCAGGGCGCGGAACCGGGCUAUGCCCUGGAGCCUGGGGAUCCCAAGAGCGAGGACAGUGAUGUGGACGUCUGCUUCACCGAUGACCAGAGCGACCCUGAGGCUGGGGGCCGAGGCGAGCGCGACUGCUAA